This is a messenger RNA of Salvelinus fontinalis (brook trout), 1895 nucleotides long. RefSeq names its product enoyl CoA hydratase 1, peroxisomal (gene ech1). Gene Ontology annotation, cellular component: mitochondrion. The coding region runs from base 257 to 1186 and encodes 309 amino acids. The record is from RefSeq and is a predicted model, not a curated record. NCBI's taxonomy places the organism in Eukaryota, Metazoa, Chordata, Actinopteri, Salmoniformes, Salmonidae. The transcript is spliced from 10 exons. Gene Ontology annotation, molecular function: delta(3,5)-delta(2,4)-dienoyl-CoA isomerase activity.
CGCAUUUUGACUAGAUGCUGUAGCUCAGAAAUUGUACAAAGCCAGCUAGUUUAGUGGAACUACUCUUGAGAUUGUGUUUACAGCAUGCGCUCUUUGCUCACAGUAAUAGUAAAUACCCUUAUCUGCUUUCUAUACCUUUUGUGCUUGUAGCGUUGAAAAACACCACAAUUUUACUUGACUGCCAGCUGUUUGCGGCAAGUAGACCGACUGCGCCUUUCAUUUGUUUCUUGCUCGAGUUUGUUUUAGUCGAAGGGCUAUGACAUUCAUUAUCAGAUCAGCUCUCAUGAAAAACAGGAGUUUAUGGCUUCCAGGUCUCGGUGCUGUAAGGGCCAUAUCCUCUCCGGGGGGCCCCACUCCUCCUUUUACCACCCUGUCUGUCAGUCAACCUGCCACUGCUGUCACUCACAUAGAGCUGCACCGGCCAGAGAAACGCAAUGCCAUGAACAAAGCCUUCUGGAGAGAAAUGGUGGAGUGCUUUACACAGAUAGCUGAGGACCCGGAUUGCCGGGUGGUUGUCGUCUCCGGUGCAGGAGAAGUCUUCACAGCUGGCAUUGACUUGAUGGACAUGGCCAGUGAAGUCUUGCAGCCUGAAGGGGAUGACAUGGCCAGGACUUCCUGGAACAUGCGACGCAUCAUCGCCAAGUACCAGGAAACCUUCAGCGUCAUUGAAAGGUGUCCAAAGCCAGUGGUUGUGGCAGUGCAGGGAGCUUGUGUUGGAGGAGGAGUGGAUCUGAUCACAGCCUGUGAUAUCCGUCUCUGCACUCAAGAUGCCUGGUUUCAGGUGAAGGAAGUAGAUAUUGGCCUAGCAGCUGACGUUGGAACUCUACAGCGCCUACCUAAAGUCAUUGGGAGCCGGAGCCUGGUGAAUGAGUUGGCUCUGACAGCGAGGAAGAUGUACGCCGAUGAGGCCAAAGAAAGUGGAUUAGUCAGCCGUGUAUUUCCGGACAAGGAGGCGAUGUUGGCUGGAGCUCUUGAGAUGGCAGGGGAGAUAGCAGGCCGCAGCCCUGUGGCUGUCCAGGGAACCAAGGUCAACCUGAUCUACUCCAGAGACCACAGUGUGGCAGAGGGCCUGAACUACAUGGCAACGUGGAACAUGAGCAUGCUGCAGACGGAGGAUGUCAUGAAGUCAGCUGCAGCCUCCAUGGAGAAGAAGAGUCCUAAAACAAUAACUUUCUCCAAGCUCUGAAGCUGAGGAGCAGAAAGAGGCUGAAGUGCAGCUUUUCUUAGCCGAGGAGGAAUGGAUAGAGGGGCGGUGUAGAAAGUUAAAUUAAAGGGAUUAUCUACUUACCCUGAGUCAGAUGAACUAGUGGAUACAAUUUGUAUGUCUCUACGUCCAGUAUUAAGGAAGUUCGAGGUAGUUUUGGGCGCUAGCGAUAGCUUACAUUAACAUUUGUGCUGGAAGUCUUUGCUGUACCUGAACACUUCCAGUGUUUGCACUCUAGCAUGCUAGCUGUACCCGAAGACUUCCAGUCUUUGCACUAAGCUAGUUAAUGUUGGCUCGCAAAACUACCUCGUAACUUUCAUACUGGACGCAGAGACAUGCAAAUAGUAUCCACGAGUUCAUCCGUCUCUGGGUAGGUUGAUAAAAUGCCAAAAUGACCAACUAUCCAUUUAAGCUAAUAUGAAAAGUACUUAUUUCACCUCCUGCAGAUGCAUAUGUUUGUGUGUUGGUGCCUUGCUGUCAGUCAGAAUCACCCAAAGCAGAGCUGUCUGUAAACUGUAAAGAGUUAGUGGCCUCUCUCUUGCUAGCUCCACAUGCAGGAUUCAGGUUGGGUACUCUACCAACCAGCAUCACACUUUUGUAAAUCUAUAAAAAUGAUUGCAUCAUAAAAACGUGUAUUUUAAUUGUUUAUAAAAGAUGAACUGAGCCUAAGGGCUCUGUUUCAACAUGUUAA